GACCAUGCUAUGGCCGUCCCGGCGAAAUGCCAGGCGGGGCUUGUUGCAUGCCAAUGACAGGGCCGGGCGGCAUGCAACCCUGUUCCCCUGCACCGAAUGGGAACAGCUGCAACUUCGGUCCCGGCGCUCCACACUCGACGUGUACCAUGAGCUAAGUGGUAAAAAGAAAUCUUAAACAUUUUAGUGCCUAGGACAAGUCUGGAAGUUAUACCAGAAACAACAACAGCUAAUUGCCAGGAUGUGUAACUUCAAUCCAUCCCCUGAAGGGGAAUGCAUCCCGAACAGCAUGUUCAAGGAAGAGUGCCAAAAGGCCAGAGGCUGCUUAAGCUGCUUCGUUUGCAAGCCUUGCCGAUAUGAUCGCAGCUUAGUGGCUGAAAGUGCAGCACAGAGAUCUCGCUCCACAGAGUCACACAAAAAUUGCAAGUGUUUUAAAGAAGAGAAAUUUUCAAAUAUGAUACCGCCCAGCUUUCUGUGUAAGGACGAAACAAAACCGAAACCAAAGUGUCCCCGUAAAUCCAGCUGCGCCUGUCCACGGUCCAAGGACACUUGCAAGGACUCAGCUGCAGGAGACAAAAAGGAUAAAGCUGCCUGCAAAUGUAAGACUGAAGAUGGUCCCUGUACUCCAACAAAUUGUUGUCCCAGAACUGGGCAAGGACAGGGUACUUUAGACAAUGGUUUCGGCUCAGCCGAAUACAUUGCUCCGGGCAUUGUAGAAAUUGGCUAUGAUCGUCCUGGAACGAUGUCGCCGAUAGCUGUAACACCUGGAUAUGAACCUGAAGUAGCAGCUUUACCAGAGAUGGGCCUUCCGGCGUGUUUUCAGAAAAGACCGCAACCGAUUUGCUGUUACCAAACGAUGCCGAGAGAACAGAUAGCACCCAUUCCCCCACAGACUGGGCAAUGCACAACUCGAGGUAAUCAGCUUGCAGCUGGAUUACCAACGAGACGGUCCCCUCCAUUUGAUCCGUGCACAGGUGAGCUGUGUGAGGCACCUUGCGGUGCAACUGCCUGCCACCAGAAUGUGCGGCCAUCCAACGGCCUACGGAACCAAUCGAAUUGCCCAUGUCAGAUGCAGAAUCAAUCUUCAAAAAGACAACGAACAACUGGCCAGCAGCCACAACCACAACCACAAGCACAGCCACAGGAAUUGUUUAAUUGCUGUGAAAACCCCGAGAAAUUUGAAUGUUUCUGCAACGCGCUGCACAUUCCGUGUCCGCGGCCUGCCGUCGAUACGUCGGGAUCAAUGAGCGCACCGUCCAAGCGCAGAGGAGAGCACACUAGGAAGCACAAGCCUUCCCUGCCGAAAUCACGCAAGUCUAGCGCUAGGAUGUCAAUAGCUUCGACCAUGCAGAACAGUCGAAUGUCAUUGUCGCGGCGGCCAAGUGCCAUUAACCAGAAAUCCCGGCCGAGCACGCGCCAAAGCACCAGAGCCAGUCGAGAUGUGCGCCGGGAUACGCGAUCCGCCCGCCAAAGCCAAUCCUCCCUUUGUAAUUCCGAAAUGGAGGGCUGUAACAACAAGGGCAAGAAGCAUCUGAAGUAUGGCACCUCUGGCUGUCCGUGCACCGAUGACAGCACUCAGACAUGCGGAAUAGAUAAUUGUGACGGGGGACAGAGUUGCGCCGGUGCAGGCCAAGGACCGUGUGGGCAAGAUGGAGGGGCAGGCAAUUGCAAUUCUGGAGGCGCUGGCAAUUGUAAUGCCGGUGGUGCUGGGAAUUGUAAUGCCGGAGGCGCUGGCAAUUGCAAUUCCGGAGGCGCUGGCAAUUGCAAUGCCGGGGGUGGCGGUGGAAAUGCAUGCGGUAUGGCGCAGCAGGAUCAGGGGGGCAAAUCGUGCAACCCAUGCGGCUGGUAUCCCUGCUACGUGUGCAGCUAUUAUCCGGUCAAGUGCUGCAACGGUUGCGUCCACUACAACAGUUGCUACUGGCCCGUCUGCUGCUAUGGCUGCAACCCGUGUUGUCCCCAACCGGAACCGGAACCACAAGCAUGUCCAAGCCAAAAUGCGUGCGGCCAGUCGCAGUCACAGCAACAGAACCAAGGGUGCGUCUCUCAAUCACAGAGUAAAUGCCAGAGUGGAAACACAUCUUGCAAGGGCAGUUCGCGGAUCGUUGCCGGCGCUAUUGUGCCGUACCAGCCCAAGACACAGGAGCCGGAUGAGCCAUGGACGCGGUGUCAGUACUGCUCCACCUGCAAUUUGACGGGCGGCUGCAAUUUGUAUCGUCGCGUCUGCUAUCCACCCUACUGCUAUGCCUCCUCACAGCCAUCGACAUAUCGCAGGACCUUGACGUCGCGCCGCACGGACAUCGAUUAGGGGUCACUGGUCUCUCAGAUGUGCUGCUUCUCGGGAUUGAACACAACACAACAGAAGAAAAGCAAAAACAAUCAACAUAUUAGAGCUAAAUUUUAAGUUUUAAAUUAAAAGGCGAAAACAAAAACAAA
Messenger RNA from Scaptodrosophila lebanonensis, 2430 nucleotides. RefSeq lists its product as uncharacterized. NCBI's taxonomy places the organism in Eukaryota, Metazoa, Arthropoda, Insecta, Diptera, Drosophilidae. The coding region runs from base 239 to 2302 and encodes 687 amino acids. The record is from RefSeq and is a predicted model, not a curated record. The transcript is spliced from 6 exons.